Oncorhynchus mykiss (rainbow trout) is the source of this 1848-nucleotide messenger RNA. RefSeq names its product calcium-responsive transcription factor. Lineage: Eukaryota; Metazoa; Chordata; Actinopteri; Salmoniformes; Salmonidae. Gene Ontology annotation, molecular function: DNA-binding transcription factor activity. The record is from RefSeq and is a predicted model, not a curated record.
ACCCAAUCUCCACGAAGAAGAACGUAUUCGCUAACGCCGCAUUUUCGAAAUGGCAUAUCUCGAGUUCAAGUUUGAGGACGAAAUAACUAAAUACAUUCGGGAACAAGAAUUGGCAACGUCACUGAAAUUCGUAAUAUUGGGAAAGGACAAAAGUUUUGGACAAAAGGAUGCACAGCCUUUGGCACGGAAAAAACUCAGCUGGGAGAGUAAAAGUAUCCCGUUCAACGGUGUUCCGUUUCAAGUUGUUGGCACAAAGACGUAUGAAUGCCACCAGGGCAAAGACAGACAGACAAAAGCCAAAGAGAAAUAUGCUGCUGAAAGAGACAAGAAGGAACUUGAAGACCAUUACUUUGUAAAGAGACGGAAACUGGUACAAAAUACCAAAAAGGUGGACUGCAAGGCUAUAAUAAACAUCGCCCAAGUUAUCCGCUUUCCUGAUUUUAAGAUUGAGGAAAGUACAGUGCGCUCUAAAAAGGAGGCCUCCCAAACUCUGAAGGCAGCACUAAGUGAAACACCCAGCUCCGUGAAGGCAGAGGUUGUCUACUGCGUCAGGUUCCCCUCCCUCUCUGAGCACAGCUCACAUGCAGUUGAUGGCGAGGCAGCUCAUGUUAGGGAAGCUGUAGAUGCCAGGCUGAGAGAGAAGAUUGAGCAGCUGACUCUGUCUGGUGUGAGAAAGAUGACUGAAAUGAAGUGUCAUCUGAACACCUUUGUGGUGGAAGAGCUUUUCCAUGGAGAGCAGCCCCCUCCACCUACUCGCAGGCGCUAUUACCCCACUGACAGUGACAUAAGAAAUGUCAUGUUUAAGACCAAGCGGGCCACCGGAGACUCCAACAUUGACCGUCCAUACGAAGGUCCAUCUGGAAGACGAAAGAAGAGGUCCUCUAGGAAGCUGUUGCGGUUACGGAGGCAAUGUGCAGGAUAUCUUAAAGAGAUCACAGAACUCACUUAUCAUCUCCAAGAGGAACAGUACGUGACUGACCUGUCUUCACAGCUCAGAAGCGUGCUGCUGGAUAUGAAGGCCCAUGUUCCACAGGAUAAAGACCUUCCACUGACCUUUUCUCCAAGGAAGAGAAAAGCUGAGAUGGACAUGGACCUCAUUCCAACCAAGAGUGCAUCACACCCUUUCAUAGAUGGGUUAGAACAGCAUACAGAGGACAUAGUGAGUGUGGAUACCUUGUUGGCAUUGAGCCUAGGGUAGUAAGGCUGAGUGGAUACUUUGUUGGCGUUGAGCCUAGGUUAGUAGGGCUGAGUGGAUACCUUGUUGACAUUGAGCCUAGGUUAGUAGGGCUGAGUGGAUACCUUGUUGGCGUUGAGCCUAGGUUAGUAGGGCUGAGUGGAUACCUUGUUGGCGUUGAGCCUAGGUUAGUAGGGCUGCAUGGAUACCUUGUUGGCAUUGAGCCUAGGUUAAGUAGGGCUGAGUGGAUACAUUGUUGGUAUUUAGCCUAGGGCUGAUGACUGGGUGGGUUCUGCCACCAAUUGAGUAUAUUUUGGGUAGUGUAACUUUUUUAUUUCAACUAAUGUUAAUAUUCUGUUAAUGUAACAGAUGUGAAAUGGCUUGCUAGAUUAAAGUUAUACUGUUACAUUAACAACUUCAUAAAAACAUGUUUUCUCAUCUCAAGAUGUAAAACAAAUACAUGACUAUAGUAAGUCAUUUAGGAGGCAUAUAAACACACUGUUCCACUCAUCUGCAGCUACUCUCUACUUUAUUGUAUUAUGGUCUGUCCUGAUGCCUAGUCACUUUACCCUGCACAUUUAUCUCCUUGAUCUGGUACUUCCUGUAUAUAGUUGCACAUUUAUCUCCUUGAUCUGGUACUUCCUGUAUAUAGUUGCACAUUUAUCUCCUUGAUC